AUGCUCAAAGGUGUCAAGUACCACCGCGAUUUCACCGACGCCCACUUCCCCGUCAUCGUCCAAGUGGAUGACGGCACGUCGUUCAAGUUCAACAUCUACUCUCUGGCCAGCGUGUCAACCUUCUUUGCGGACCUUCUCAGUCUGCCCGUGACUGACAGGGCGGAGCUGCCGCGUCCAUUAUCACCAAAGAGCAAGUCUUCCGGCGCCUAUGUGGCAGCCAAAGUCAACUCGCCAUGGCUUAAGAGGGCCGAGCACUACUCUCUAUCCCCUGACCUCUUGACUAUCAGCGAUUGGGCGCGCCGCCAGCUUGAAGAAGAUGGCUACUAUGAGAAGCUUCUCAAUCUUCACUUCCGGUGGAAGUCGAGGGUCCUGGAGCUGUACAUGUACCUCUGCGACAGCGAGAGGGCCAAACAAAAGCCCCCACCACCUGUUCUCAGCUGGCUACAGCAGCUCCGUGAUCUUCCUGCCCUGCUUUACGAUGAGAAGAAGAUUCGAAGCACGUUUGGGUAUUACGACAACAAAUUCGUCGCCAUGGUAAUGGCUAUGAGGACCGAGUUCAACUUCACCGCCGAGGACACGGUUGACGUCGACGGCGUCACCUACCACCGCGACUUCACAAAGGACCACUUUCCUGCCAUCCUGCAAGCCGACGACAGCACCUCGUUCUCCUUCAACAUCUAUGCCCUCGCCGCUGUGUCCACCUUCUUUGCCGACCUCCUUACCUUGCCUGUCACCGAAUCGGCGGGGCCCCGCGUCAUCCCACUGCCAUCGGCAACGAAGCCAGCCCUCGCUCUCACACUCAAGCUCAUCCGUGACCACAACAAGACCGAUUUCAGCACGGCAAACGCCGUUGCGUGGCCCACUCGCCUUGUGGUUGAGGACUUCCUUCACGUUGUGCGCGCCUACGACAUGUCUUUUGCUGCGGAAACUCUUCUGGCACGCUCCUCCCUCUCCUCCACCCAGUCCAAAGAGCAGGUGUUCGAGCGCCUCGUCAUCGCCGGCGCAAUCGACUCGCCAUGGAUGGAGCAUGCCCGGCUCCUCAGUCUCUCCCAUGACGUGAAUACCUUGGAGAGCUGGGAGCUACAGCAGCUCCGGCACGAUGGCCACCUUGAAGCGCUCUAUCAACUUCACCUUCAAUGGAAGUCGAAAGUUAUCGACUUACACAAACAUAUGAGCUACUUUCUCGCCGGAUGCAGCAUCAAAACCACCCGCGACUGUGUCACUCUCCUCAAUGUUCUCCCCAGCGUGCUGCUUGACGAGAAGAAGACGCAGGAAGCAUCCAUUCAGCACACUUACCUCUCGCAAUUCCUGAUGACUCUGAGGCGUGACUUCAAGUUGUAG
Molecule: messenger RNA, 1341 nt
Organism: Vanrija pseudolonga
Lineage: Eukaryota; Fungi; Basidiomycota; Tremellomycetes; Trichosporonales; Trichosporonaceae
Exons: 3
Coding region: 1-1341 (446 amino acids)
Source: RefSeq, a predicted model, not a curated record